AUGUCCGGCCUCGAAGUCAUCGGCGUCGUCAUCAGCGCCGUGCCCAUCGUGACCGGUUUUGUGAAGCACUUCGGAUCCCCGCGCAAUGCCCCACGGCAAGUUGAUCGACUUUCUCGCAUGCUGGCAGAGCUGCGAGAUGAACGCCUUCUCCUCGCUGCCAUGCCCGCCGAGCAGCGUCACAUCCACGACAUGAUCAACCGAUGCACCGACGUCCUCGAGAGGGAGACCGGCGCGCCAGGGACGAGCCAACCUAACAAGAUUGCCAAUCGUGCUUUUAAAUUCUUUUGGCCGGCCGAGGCCGAGAAGCGGUUGAAGGAGUACAAUGACGAGUUGGAUCGCGAGUUGGACCGUUUGCAGAGGCGGGUGGAUAGGUAUCGGCCGCCGGCUGCAGAGGGGGGGUUAUUACCAUCAGCACAUACGCCGUCCUGCGUGUUUUUCGUCCAUCUCCCCCGCGGCAGUAUCUGGUUCGAAGACGAAGACCUCGACGACCGCUCCGUCUCGUUUCUGCAAGCCCACGACAUCACAAUCGAAAACACCGCCGGCUUCACCGUUUACCGGUGCUUCUCUCUCUACCGUUUCGCCUCGGUUGCCGACCGCGAGUCUUUUCUCGUGAACGUGCGGGAACGCCAACUGCUUGGCCGGUUUCUAGUGGACAAGAUCUCCGCGCGCGGUGAGUUGGUGGCGCAGCAAAAGGUGGUGAGACUGUGGAAGAAGGUUACGACGGCGGUGGGUGCGCGGGAAGUGAUCAAGACGACGGUAGCUUUUAUUGGGCGCGAUGGGAAACCGUACGAAAAGGGGCUGGGCGAGUUUAGGAGGAGUGCAGCGCUGCCGAAGGAGAAUCGGGUUGAGUUGGUGGAGGUUACGAGCGGUAUGAAGUUGACGUUGGAGUUUCGCCGUGCUGCCAAGGGAACAACUGAGAAAGAGAAAAAGGGGUUGUUUGGCGGGAGAAGGGGGUCGACAGCGUCUUCCCUCGUGGAAGCGGCCCCCGGAAAAACAACAGACGCGGCCCAGUUCAAAAAGAUCUUCGAGGCGAACCACCCAUCCACGGCCGGCUUUUCGCCCCUGGUACUUGGGUCAGUGGGCAACCCGUUCGAUCCGGAUCUGGGGAGUAUCACGGGCGAACCGCUCGCCGAAUCACACGCCGAGUCCACGCUCCCCGCUCUGAGCCCGAGCACAUCCCGGGCGCCAACGUUGUCGUCCAUCAGCAUCCCGUCGGGGUCGUUUUACUCGGCCGUGGAAGAGGUGUCGCCAAAGAGCUCCCCCGUCGGAGGGGGGUGA
Molecule: messenger RNA, 1278 nt
Organism: Dichotomopilus funicola
Lineage: Eukaryota; Fungi; Ascomycota; Sordariomycetes; Sordariales; Chaetomiaceae
Exons: 3
Coding region: 1-1278 (425 amino acids)
Source: RefSeq, a predicted model, not a curated record